AUGAUUCUUUCUUUUUGGCUAUUUGCUUUGAAUUUAUGGCUAAACUGUUGGUGGACGAUUCCUCAAGACCGUUUUUACCGUGAUUUUAUGAAAUAUGACUUUUUCCAAACUCUUUCUGUUAUUGGUGGACUUCUUUUGGUAAUAUCUUAUGGUCCUGGUGGUGCUUCUUUAGAUGCUUGGAAAAAACGUGAUUAA
Meloidogyne enterolobii is the source of this 195-nucleotide messenger RNA. The record is from the annotation of a GenBank genome assembly. NCBI's taxonomy places the organism in Eukaryota, Metazoa, Nematoda, Chromadorea, Rhabditida, Meloidogynidae.